AUGGAUUGGGUGGACUGCAAGUUCGAGCUGCGCAUCAAUGGGCGGCCGUUCCACUCUUUCCAGCAGCGGCAGUCCAGCGGUGGCGGCGCCGCCGCCGCCGCCCGGCCACGCCCAGGACCUGCGGCCCAGCAGCAGCCGCGCCCCGCCCCAGCUGAGCGGGCCUACAUGGAGAUGCAAAUUGCCGAGAUCCAGCGCCGGGAGGAGAUGGAGCAGCGGCAAAAGAAGAAGGACCAGCGGGUGGCGCAGGAGGACCGACCCCUCCAGGGCCAGGCCUGGCCCAAGGAGAGCGCGCCCUGGCCGACUGCGUCCUUCAACAAGGAGGAAGGCCAGUCGCUCUUCGGCGAG
Messenger RNA from Prorocentrum cordatum, 345 nucleotides. Lineage: Eukaryota; Dinophyceae; Prorocentrales; Prorocentraceae. The record is from the annotation of a GenBank genome assembly.